AUGGCCCGCACCGACCGAACCGACCGAACCGACCGCACCGACCGCACCGACCGCACCGACCGCACCGAUCCCGUCGAGGCGGCGAAUGCCAAGAACGACGCCGACUUUGCCAGAGACUACCUGCCUGACCUCCCCUCGGCAUGGACGCAUCCCGCCACAAAGGCCGUCUACGACGUCACGCUCACCAGGGCCGGCGCCCUGACCGACGACCAGGUCGACGCGUGCCUGCGCCUCGUCGACGAGACCAGCGGCGACGACUACCGCCGCUCCCGCAUCGGCUGGAACCCCGGCGCCAAGAGGCGCGAGAUGCGGUCCCCCGACCUGCGGUACAUUGCGCUCACGCGCGCCGGCCACCUGGGGGGGUUUGCGUCCCUGAUGCCCACGUACGAGAACGGCGCGGCGGUGCUGUACUGCUACGAGAUUCACCUGAGGCGCGAGCUGCAGCGGACCGGCUUGGGCCGACAUCUGAUGCGGCAGCUCAUCCAGGCAGCCCGGCGGAUCGACAGCGUCGACAGGGUCAUGCUGACGUGCUUUGUGAGCAACGCGCGCGCGCGCGGCUUCUACGAAAAGCUGGGCUUUGAGCUGGACGCCUUUUCGCCCGAGGAGAGGAAGCUCAGGGGGGGGAGGGUCGUGGCGCCGGAUUACGUGAUUCUGAGCCGGAGGACGGACGGGCACGACGCCGGCGAGUUGACGUCGCCGAUGAGUUGA
Ustilaginoidea virens is the source of this 708-nucleotide messenger RNA. RefSeq lists its product as uncharacterized. Gene Ontology annotation, molecular function: protein N-terminal-serine acetyltransferase activity; histone H2A acetyltransferase activity; histone H4 acetyltransferase activity. Bases 1 to 708 code for a protein of 235 amino acids. The transcript is spliced from 3 exons. Lineage: Eukaryota; Fungi; Ascomycota; Sordariomycetes; Hypocreales; Clavicipitaceae. Gene Ontology annotation, cellular component: nucleus. The record is from RefSeq and is a predicted model, not a curated record.